UUUUCGCAACGGUCAGUGCACCAAAACCUUGGUUCCGUGCACAGCUAUAUGCAACACCAUGUCGCUUUAAAAACACUUACAGAUUAGUAAAUAUUCAGUGUGUUAGGGAAGUGAGUCACUGCCUAUGGAACUACACCCAAUCAGCAAGGAGGCUGGAAAGGAACGGAGCAUUAGAGAGUAGAGCCUCUUAAAAUCAGAGCUGGAUUCCCAAAGGAGCUGGUGGUUUGUCCUUUCAGAGACUGGCCCUAAAUCAGGACUCAAGUGACUAGUCCCACUGACGUCAAGGGUGAGAGUGCUCGGCACCUUGCAGGACUGGAGCUUCGGAGAGGCCUGAGUCAGCACCUUUGUAAGUUCUAAAAGAUCCCAAAAUUUAAAUUGGAAGGAUAAAAACACCUGCAACUCAGCUAGAUCCAUGGGGGCUACUCCACCACCUCCAGAGCUGACCACCCCCUUCCUGAAGAGGACAAAUACGCCGUCUCUCCAAGAGGAAGCCAGUGUGGGUGUCAUCGCAGGUGUCAUCACAGUGGUUUUCAUCACACUCCUGACAGUCCUGGUAGUGAUCAUCAUAUACCUGUACAAGAAUAAAGGUAGCUACCAUACCUAUGAGCAACCAGAAGCAGAUGUGUCAGUACAGAUGGAGAACCUCCCUUCCAAAGGAGAAAAGGAGGAAUAUUUUAUAUAACCCAUUCAGUGGGGCUAACAGCUUCUACACCGGACUCACGUUUGACGCUAAGUUGCCCAUGUUUCCUGGACUCUGGGAUCUAGAGACUUUUUUUUCCUAAUUUAUUACAUUUUUCCUUCUUGGAUUAAUUUAACAUGUGCACAAUGCUAACCUCAACCAUUGUUCCACUGCGUAGAAUGAUUGUUAAACUGAAGGCAAGGAUCUCCCACUUAGUAAGUGAUUUGGUUGGAAGCACUACAAUGUAAAAGUGCUAGCUGUGAUGACCGUGCACUUCCUUGUACGGUUUGUAAUAUGGACUAAUAAACAUCUAGGGCAGGGGUUGGCAACCUUU
This is a messenger RNA of Trachemys scripta elegans, 1013 nucleotides long. It is a transcript of the gene SMAGP, whose product is annotated as small cell adhesion glycoprotein. The record is from RefSeq and is a predicted model, not a curated record. Bases 413 to 682 code for a protein of 89 amino acids. Lineage: Eukaryota; Metazoa; Chordata; Testudines; Emydidae. The transcript is spliced from 4 exons.